This is a messenger RNA of Anopheles maculipalpis, 1533 nucleotides long. RefSeq names its product homeobox protein GHOX-7-like. The transcript is spliced from 2 exons. Gene Ontology annotation, molecular function: DNA-binding transcription factor activity, RNA polymerase II-specific; DNA binding. The coding region runs from base 1 to 1533 and encodes 510 amino acids. Gene Ontology annotation, biological process: regulation of DNA-templated transcription. NCBI's taxonomy places the organism in Eukaryota, Metazoa, Arthropoda, Insecta, Diptera, Culicidae. The record is from RefSeq and is a predicted model, not a curated record.
AUGAAUAGUGAUUCCAUUAAAGCAUCAAUGCCAUCGUCUGACUCCUCCGAUCGUGAUGAAGAGUCUGAAUCGCCAAAAAACUCACCAACCAGAAGAGAGUUCCAGCAGUUGAGAAAGAAAAAUGUUGGCUGGUCCUUGGCACCGGACACGACCGACUUCUCAAACGGCUGUUGCAUUACAAUGUCCACCGAACCACAUCAAAAACCACUUCCCAGCUUCUACAUCGAACGGCUGCUCGGUUUCGGCGGUACCGAACAUCCUGCGUCAACCAAUACCGAUUUAAAGGACCCUCUCGUAGAAACCCUACUGAACGUGUCCAAGCUGAGCGGGUGCGAAAAACGUACCACCUCGAACGGUGGCACACCGGCAAGCCUCUGCUCAACACCACCAUCCGGAAGCGCUGUCUCGAUCGUCAGUGAGCGGGAAUCGUGCGGUGGUGCGUCCUCCUCCCUGGCAUCACCCCUGCCGGAGGCUCGCAUGGAUGAUGCCGGAUCGCCGCCAUACAAUCGGCCGUGUCCCACCAUCGCUUCAAUCGUCUACAAUCAAACAACAGCCCAACCACAAUCAAUAGGGCCGGGCGAAGGACCGCGUAAGGUGAACGCCGUGUACAUAGCGUGGCCGGAAGGUAGAACGCUGGAGGUGAACCUGAAUCGCUUUCAGCGGAAGUUGCUGUCGUCCUCCCACGGCGCACAGGAUCUCGUCGCAGCGUACGGAAAAUGGCCGCCGGAACUGGGGACGACACCGUCGUCGGCCCAUCUGAUUCAGGAGCGUCCGUCGCAUAAAGCGAACCUCACCAAGCUUAAUAUCAGUGGCAGCGAUCCGUACUUUCAUUUGCAAGCUUCAUCAAUGGUGAAGCGGUACCGAAAGCAGAACCGCGAACGAAAACCGCGCCAGGCAUACAGUGCCAUGCAGCUCGAACGUCUCGAGGACGAGUUCCAGCGCAACAUCUAUCUGAACGUAAACAAACGCUUCGAAUUGGCCCAAUGUCUCGGGUUGACGGAAACUCAGAUUAAAACCUGGUUUCAAAACCGGCGUACCAAGUUUAAAAAGCAACAAGACUCGCGGAACAAGCGUGAACAACGUCAACAGGCCCAGCUGAUCGCCCAGUGGUUGUUCCAGCCACAACACUUGGGUAGCAUCCCGUUUGAUGGCCAGUUUCAGCCGGUACAUCGUCUACCCGCCACACUCCCUGUCCAUCGAUCAUCACUGUCCCUUGCUCAAAGCGCACUUCACUCUACACUAAUGGCGUCAUCCUAUGGCCACAAUCUACUACCACCACCGCCAGCAGCAGCAGCAGCACCGUUGACGACUCAGCAGCAGCAGCAGCAGCAACGUGCCUUGGAGAAAGAUCCUCGUAUUACCGCACACCCGUUGUACACCGGAUCGACUGUAUUCCCCACCUCGGUACGCUAUCCGACGUGCGGCCUGGUACCGUUGGUAACAUCCGGCAAGCAGGAACCAAGCGAAUGCGCGGCUAGCUGUUCGCCAGAAACGACGAAGACGCCGGAUGAGAAGGUCCACACGCAUUGCUAG